CCGACAGCCCCGGGAGGCCCGCCCCGCCCCGCCCCGCCCCUCACUGCUGCCCGGCCCAAGGCCGCGGGGCUCGGGCAGAACUCCGCCGGCGCCCUCCUGCGCCCUCCGUGAGCCCGCUCGGGGUCCCCCGGGCCCUGGCCUGCAGGCCGCCGCUCGGUGUAUUUCUGCAUCUUGAAAGGAAGAUGAAGUAAAAAUAUUUGAAACAGAUGGAUCUUAGUUACUUUUUGUGAACUAAAGCGAUUCAAUGUCUCUUUUGGAUUGUUUCUGUACUUCACGAACGCAAGUUGAGUCGCUCAGGCCUGAGAAGCAGUCUGAAACCUGUGUUCAUCAGUGCUCGGUUGAUGAGCCCACCCUUUCCUGGUCACCUCGAUCUAGAGCCAGUGAGGUGAUAUGUGGCACCGAUGUUUCUAACUAUGAACUACAAGUGGAAAUAGGAAGAGGUUUUGACAACCUGACCUCUGUCCAUCUUGCGCGGCAUAUUCCUACAGGAACACUGGUAACUAUAAAAAUUACCAAUCUGGAAAACCUUUCAGAAGAGCGCCUGAAAGCUUUACAGAGAGCAGUGAUCCUAUCCCACUUUUUCCGGCACCCCAAUAUUACAACUUACUGGACAGUUUUCACUGUUGGCAGCUGGCUUUGGGUUAUUUCUCCAUUUAUGGCCUAUGGUUCAGCGAGCGAGCUCUUGAAGACGUACUUUCCUGAAGGAAUGAGCGAAACUCUAAUAAGAAAUAUUCUCUUCGGAGCAGUGCGAGGGCUGAACUAUCUACACCAAAAUGGCUGCAUUCAUAGGAGUUUUAAAGCCAGCCAUAUCCUCCUCUCUGGUGACGGCCUGGUGACCCUCUCUGGCCUGUCCCAUCUGCACAGUCUGGUUAAGCAUGGACAGAGGCAUAGGGCUGUGUUUGAGUUCCCACAGUUCAGCACAUCAGUGCAGCCGUGGCUGAGUCCAGAACUGCUGAGACAGGAUUUACACGGAUAUAAUGUGAAGUCGGAUAUUUAUAGCGUUGGGAUUACAGCAUGUGAAUUAGCCAGCGGGCAGGUACCUUUUCAGGACAUUCACAGAACUCAGAUGUUGCUACAGAAGCUGACAGGUCCUCCGUACAGCCCUGUGGACCUCAGUAUUUUCCCUCGGUCAGACUCCAGAAUGAAAACUUCCAGGUCAGGUGUAGACUCUGGGAUUGGGGAGAGCGUACUUGCCUCCAGCGGAACUCACACUGUCGUCAGUGACCGUCUGCACACACCGUCCUCAAAAACCUUCUCUCCUGCUUUUGUCAGCCUAGUGCAGCUCUGUCUGCAGCAAGAUCCUGAGAAGAGACCAUCUGCAAGCAGUUUAUUGUCUCAUGUAUUCUUCAAGCAGGCAAGGGAAGAAAGCCAGGACUCCAUUCUCUUGCAGUUGCCUCCUGCCUGUGACAAGCCAUCAGCUGCACUGCCACCGGUGUUUGGGGCAGAACCGGACUGUGAUUUUCCCAAGGUGCAAGGCCCAGCCUGGGAGUUCUAGGCCUGCCAUGUUUCGUGUCCUAUAUACUUGACACUUCCUCCUCGCUGCUUUUCCUCCUGUAUUUCUUGGUACAAAUACCAGAAUUAUACUUGAAAACACAGUUGGUACACUGGAGAAGCUGUUCUUUAAACCACUCUGUGCAGAGGCGUGGAUUCACCCCUCUGCUUAGACCAGUGUGCCUUACAACUCCAGGGAAUCGUCAGCAUUAGUAAUCUAGCUACAGAUAGUUGGUAUCAUCUCUUCUUGAACUUUUUCCAAGCUGUGACUACUUCUGUCGGCAUAAUUUCUGAGCCAGUUAACUUUUUGAUGUCCUGCUGUCUUGGAAUGAGUGAUCUUUCUGAGGGCAGUGCUCUAUGGGCAUCGUCGUCUUCCAGUCUCAGGCCUUCGUGACCAGCUGCUAUUAGACAAGUAGGCUUGUUGAUCCUGGCAUCAAACCUCUUUUUUGGAGAAAGGAAAUUGUUUAUAUUCCCGUUCUUCUUCUGUUAAUGUGGAUGGUGACAUCAAACUGAGCCUGAAAUGAUUCACUUGAAAUACACAGAGAAGAUACCAUUUGCUUUUUUUAAAGGAGGGCAAAACUUAGUAAUUUUUCUAUCUAUGUAAAUUAUCAAUCCCAAAUGCACAUGCCCCUGUAAGAGCUCAAUAAAGACCUACUGAAUGGGA
This is a messenger RNA of Cavia porcellus (domestic guinea pig), 2155 nucleotides long. RefSeq names its product STE20 related adaptor beta (gene Stradb). Lineage: Eukaryota; Metazoa; Chordata; Mammalia; Rodentia; Caviidae. Gene Ontology annotation, cellular component: serine/threonine protein kinase complex. Gene Ontology annotation, biological process: protein export from nucleus; protein phosphorylation; activation of protein kinase activity. The record is from RefSeq and is a predicted model, not a curated record. The coding region runs from base 245 to 1495 and encodes 416 amino acids. The transcript is spliced from 12 exons. Gene Ontology annotation, molecular function: protein serine/threonine kinase activator activity; protein kinase activity; ATP binding.